Messenger RNA from Bacidia gigantensis, 324 nucleotides. RefSeq lists its product as uncharacterized. The transcript is spliced from 2 exons. NCBI's taxonomy places the organism in Eukaryota, Fungi, Ascomycota, Lecanoromycetes, Lecanorales, Ramalinaceae. The coding region runs from base 1 to 324 and encodes 107 amino acids. The record is from RefSeq and is a predicted model, not a curated record.
AUGGACGGGCCGAACUUUGUCAAUAUCUCCGGCGGUGAACAGAAGAUUGGCCCAACAACGAUCCUUCUCCAGACUCGCGCCGCCCGACUCAAUGAUGUCCUCACCUCGCGCGAGGUAAAUGAGAUAGCUGAAGCUCAACCUGGCAUAGUCCAGUCUCUAGUAGACCUACAGCGACUGGCGAAUGUUGCGGAUCCCUCAAAAGCUGCAAAUACGCAGACUACGUCCGCCGCGACCGUCAAGGCUCCCCGAAUGCGUACUGCAAGCAUUGAUCCUGACGGCAGAGUGAUCUUCGAGGCUUCUGAAGGUCUAAAGAACGUAAAUUGA